AGGCAGCAUUUACAGUCUCAAGUCUCCACGACCUAUGGCUGGUUUUGGGAUACGUGUGACCCUUCUCAAAUCCUCUCAUCGAUUCCUCUGUCCCUUCCUAACUUGUAUGUAGCUUCCCCUAUUCCACAGCAUUAGCCCUAGUACUAGAGAGACUGAGAAAUUUAAGAGAAGAAAAUAUCUCCCAAGAAACAAAUACAACAACAAUCUCUCUCUCUCCUCUUCUUCUUCCUCGUACUCCCCAACAGAAUGAAGAACAACAACAACAACACCAAGCUCAUCCUCCUUCACCCUUCCCUCCACAAACAAACCCUGACACCCACCACCGCCGCCGCCGCCUCCACACUAUUCUCUUCCCACCGUAACCUCUGGCUCUUUUUCUUCUUCCUCCUCUUCUCCACCCUCCUCUUCACCUGGACCAUCAUCUCAACCACAAUCUCCUCCGCCACUUCAACCACUUCCUCCACCGUUACCUCCCCUCUCUCACCCUCCGUCACAAAGGCCCUCCUCCACUACGCCGCCGCCGCUAACUCCUCCGCCAAACCCAUGUCCCCCGCCGAAAUCUCCGCCGUCUCCUCCACCCUCCUCCGCCUCCCCCCGCGCCCCAACCUCUUAAUCUUAGGCCUCACCCACGAGUCCCUCCUCUGGGCCGCCCUCAACCACCGCGGCGGCCGCACCGUCUUCCUCGACGAGAACGAAUACGCCAUCUCGAAAUUCGAGUCUUCCAACCCCGGCGUCGAAGCUUACGAUAUUCAAUUCACAACAAAAGUCAGCGAAUACCCAAAACUCCUCUCCCAAGCCCAAUCUCAGGCCCACGGCGAGUGUAGGCCCGUCCAGAACCUCUUGUUCUCUGAAUGCAAGCUUGCAAUCAACGACUUACCUAACCACAUUUACACUGUCGCGUGGGACGUUAUUCUUGUUGACGGGCCCAAAGGGUAUUUUCAGGCGGCGCCAGGGCGGAUGGCGCCAAUCUUCACGGCGGCGGUACUUGCCCGGAGUAAAAAAUUCGGCCAGACUCACGUGUUCGUGCAUGACUACGGGAGAGAGGUGGAGAGGGUUUUCAGCGAGGAGUUUCUGUGUAAGGAGAAUUUGGUUGAGUUGGUGGAUUCGUUGGGGCACUUCGUUGUUAAGAGCGAGGCUCACGACGGAGAAAGCGCGGUUUUUUGUAAGAACUUGUCGGCGUUGCGGUCGUCGAAGGUUGUCGGCGACGAAGAGGAGUAGGAUUAUGCUGGGAUUCUAGAGAAUCUGUAAAAUUAUAUUUUUAUUUUCUUUUUUAUAUAUUUUAAUAGAAAGGAAGUAAGGAAGUGUAAUUUAAUUUGGCGUCAUAGUAACUGGCCCGCUUUUCUCCCCAAAAAAGGGGGUGAGGAAUGUGAAACUGUGAAUGGCUUUUUUGAAUUUAUUUUAAAAUUUAGUGCCCA
Glycine soja is the source of this 1415-nucleotide messenger RNA. Its product is annotated as protein IRX15-LIKE-like. Bases 247 to 1218 code for a protein of 323 amino acids. Lineage: Eukaryota; Viridiplantae; Streptophyta; Magnoliopsida; Fabales; Fabaceae. Gene Ontology annotation, biological process: xylan biosynthetic process. The record is from RefSeq and is a predicted model, not a curated record. The transcript has a single exon.